Messenger RNA from Mya arenaria, 378 nucleotides. RefSeq lists its product as uncharacterized. The transcript has 2 exons. The record is from RefSeq and is a predicted model, not a curated record. Bases 1 to 378 code for a protein of 125 amino acids. Lineage: Eukaryota; Metazoa; Mollusca; Bivalvia; Myida; Myidae.
AUGGGUGGCUGUGGGGAGGAUGGGGUGGUCUGGCGUAUGUUUCCAUGGCGGGAUUGUGGAGAGUCAAAGUUCUGUGUUAAGGUCAUCACCAGAGAAGAUGGUGAAGAAAAAAUAAUCCGUGAGUGUGAAUCAGAGCUGAUGAAAUCAACAUACCACCGCCUUAGAAUGCCAGUCCUUCGUCGCCAUGGCUACUGUGAGCCGUCACGCAAAAAUGAUUUCUGGAAUCCUUCUGAAACGACAGAUGACAAAAUCUCGUACUGUUUCUGUAAUGACUGGAAUGGAUGUAACUCUGCCGCGGAAGUAUUUAGCAGGCUGAAACCAGUUAUGUCCCUUUGUCUGUUUCUGAUUUACAUUGUGAAGAAAGUGUUAAUGUCAUAG